Molecule: messenger RNA, 1176 nt
Organism: Carya illinoinensis
Lineage: Eukaryota; Viridiplantae; Streptophyta; Magnoliopsida; Fagales; Juglandaceae
Exons: 6
Coding region: 133-1032 (299 amino acids)
Biological process (GO): biosynthetic process
Cellular component (GO): cytoplasm
Molecular function (GO): isomerase activity
Source: RefSeq, a predicted model, not a curated record
UAAUAUAUAAUAAAAUAGUUGCAAAUAAAAUAGUAAAAUGAUUGUAGGAACCAUUUGUAGGAGACCUGACGAUCUCCUUUCUGAAGGAAGUGCGUUAUAGUGGCGGCCGUUGACACCCUCUCGAACUCGAACAUGGCAAAGAAACUCGUCAAAUACUCCGUGAUUGAUGCUUUCACUGACUCAGCGUUCAAGGGGAACCCGGCGGCGGUGUGUUUGCUGGAGGAAGAGAGAGACAAGGAUUGGCUGCAAGCGGUGGCCGCCGAGUUCAACAUCUCUGAAACCUGUUACUUGACUAGGCUCACUGGGUCUGAGCCUCUUGACUCCUCUGUCCCUAGGUUCCGUCUUAGAUGGUUCACUCCGGUUUCUGAGGUUCAGCUUUGUGGUCACGCUACACUGGCAGCCUCACAUGCAUUGUUUACAUCUGGUCUGGUGAAUUCAAAUAGUAUUGAGUUUGUUACCCUAUCUGGAAUUCUAUCUGCUAGAAAGGUUCUGGAAAUCAAAUCAGAUGGCUCGGAUAUUCAGAAUGGCAAAGCACAAGAGAGUUUUUUCAUCGAAUUGAAUUUCCCAAUGGUCCCAUUAACAGAUUUUAAUUCUGCAGAAUCUUCAGCAAUUUCCAAUUCCUUGAGCGGUGCUUCUUUCAUCGAUAUCAAGAGAACAACUACUGCAGAUGAUCUAUUUGUUGUACUCCCAUCAGGAGAAAGUGUUGUUGCAAUAAAGCCAGAGUUUGAUGCUAUACGUAAAUGUCCGGGAAGGGGGAUAAUUGUUUCAGGUGCUGCUCCCCCGGGCUCUGGUUUUGAUUUUUACAGUCGAUUCUUUUGCCCCAAAGAAGGGAUCAACGAGGAUCCUGUUUGUGGGAGUGCACAUUGUGCCUUGGCACCUUACUGGAGCAAGAAAUUGGGGAAGUGUGAUUUUGUCGCAUAUGCGGCGUCACCUAGAAGUGGAGUAGUGAACGUUCGUCUAGAUGAACAAAACAAGAGAGUGCUGCUGCGAGGAAAAGCUGUCACUGUCAUGGAAGGGUCUCUUCUAGUUUAGAGAUAUGGAUUUGCAAUCCAUUGGCAUGUAUCGUAUAAUUGAAAUAAAUGAAUUUUUCUGGGUGAAAGAAUCCCCAGGAAUGGGAAAUGAACCCUCCUCCCCUUCCAAACCUUGAUAUAUUAAAGAUUGUUACAUUUACUGUCU